UCGAUGUAAAUAUACCAUUCUCAUCCUUUGGAAAUACACACAUCUAGGUACUUGGUAGUAUUUUUGCCGCGCAAUUCCCACUAUCGGACCGCCGGGACCGGGGCCGAGACGUAGGAUCACCGCUCACAACCAUCACAAUCGCCAGUUCCUUCAUCUUCCUGCUGCUGAUCCACGACCUAUGUAUAUCAUCCGAAAUAGUCCGGAAUCCAUUGCCAACCUCGAUUUCUGCUGGCCAGUCCUUCGUGGUCUUCGAUUCGUCGUCCAAAUCAUGAAGCAUGUGUGCAUCAGGACUACUGGACUUCCUCCUCACGUUGCCUGCACCGUGACCCCGCUCGCCAGACGCUCAUCGGACUCCGCUUUUCCAUCCUGAUCACCUUCUGCAUGUGUUUAUGAGGCCCUGAUGUGCAUACGCACGACUGGUUGCUGGGGAAGACAGACGAUCCUGUCAAUGUUGAUAUCACGACCAACCUGUGACCGAGAAUUCGCAUGCGGUGAUGGACUUCUGCUCUUUCCGAGGCUUACAAGUUACGGGAUCCGCGUGGAUUUAAUAAGAGACGCGCAGGGUCACGGUAUUCAUUCGUUCCAUUCAUCUGCUGAGCAGCUGCGCUUUCUUGUUUAUUUCUCCCCUGCUUCCCUCUUUAUUCAUUCGACAACCGAUCCUUUCUUUGCAAAGAUGCGCCAGACUUCUUUCCUUCUCUCCUUCGCUGCUUUCGCAUCGGUCAACGCUUUGCCGCGCGGAUACGCACCCCCCGCUGAACGGUCUUCGAUUAACGCACUUGACGAUGUUCUUGUCUUUGAUGCCCCGGCCUUCGAUGACCCAGCCAACCCCGGAAACACACUCGUUCAGCUGCAAGCCUACGCGUCGACGCGCGAGGUCAGCAUCUCUCCGCUCAUCGAUGGCGUCACGAGCGCCCUGAAGGCGAUCGGGCUCAACGUCAGCUCGAGCACGGCGGACACCGUCACGGGCCGGCUCGCGCUGUUUGCCACGCUCGGGCUUUCGGGCAAAGCGGUGACUGUCAACGUAGACGGAUGUGCGCAGCCGGCGACGCUUCCCUCGACGGCUUCGGGGGGAAUGGCGAUCCAGAAUGUCUCCGUCGGAGCGUGUGCGAGCGGAGACGCCGCUGUGCAGGGUGAUGUCAAGCUCAGCGGAUUCUUGAACAACCGGAACGUGAACUUUACCAUGUUCCCGUCGUCGAACAGCGGAUUUGGUGUCAUCUCUGACAUUGACGACACGGUCAAGGUCUCGCACACGCUCGACAAGCUGCAACUUGCGCAAACGACGCUGAUCGACACGCCGGUGCCUGUGACGGGCAUGCCCGAGCUCUACGCGUCGCUCGCCAAGUCGCUCAACUCCCCUCAAUUCGUCUACGUCUCUGGCUCGCCGUUCCAGCUGUACCCCUUCCUGCGGGACUUCAUCUCGACGACGUACUCUGCUUCCAACGGACCGAUCAUGCUGCAGAACCUGACGACGACGAACAUCCAGGACAUCAUCAACUUUGCUCAGAGCAACGGAAUCUUUGAGUACAAGUCUGCCAUGAUCGACCGUAUCCAGGGAAUGUACCCGGGCAAGAAGUUCUUGACCAUCGGAGACUCGACGCAGAAGGAUCCCGAGACCUACGCCGAGGCCAUCCGCAAAUACGGAGACUUCAUUGCCUGCGCCUGGAUCCGACAAGUCGAUGGCGCAAACAACACUGCCGAGCGAUUCGCCGCCGCCUUCGAGGGCGUCCCGGCCACCAAGUUCAAGAUCUACACUGACGACGAGAUCCCGUCGCUCGCGAACAUUGACGUUGCAGGUGGAUCCUGCUCGUAAGCUCAGAGAGAGAUGGGUAUUGAAAGAUAGCGUAAUCCUAAUCACUUAUACCGAGUAUUGUAAUGGAUAUAGGUGCGGUUGGACGAUUUAUGGACCGUGUGGUGUGUGUGCGAUCCGGCGGACAGACUUGACACAACACGUCUCGAUCCAUAGAAGACAGCUACGGUCGAGUCAAGCUCCUGCUGAUUCAGAUCAUGCUACAAGCCAUUGAGUAUUGAUGCUUCCCUGACUCGUUUCCUCGAACCAGGACCCGCAAUCGUUCUUGUGCUUCCUCUCAUCUAGGUUAGCAUUCGUAACGGAUGCCAGAGGAGACCGUUGAGGGGACGGGGGAAGAGUGACAGAGAACGAGGCACUGCGACAUCCGUCUUGUACAUUAGACCCACAGACUGGUUGAGCAUGGCCCGUCAUCCUGUUGGCAUACAUGUCCAGGUCGAAGAUAUCAACAUACGGGACGUGGGAGUUCUCUCCAGAGCCGGGCAUAGCGAGCGGGACCGGGACCGUCUUGCCUGUCUCAGAGUGAACAGUCACCGUGGGGCAGGUGGCUGGAAGUGGGAUCGAAGGUGAGGUCACUUGCGAUGCGAAGGGAUCGCAGAACGAGCCAUCGCCAGCAGCAGAGAACAUGUCGCCUGGAGAGUAGAUGGGCAAGUCCAGUGAACAGGCGAGCUCGGGUUCAGGAUGGUCGGUCGUGUAGAUAGUCAGAACCUCCGCGAUGUCGGCAGAUUCUUCAGAGGGCGCAGGAGAGAUCUCAGGCACAGACGUCUGCUCGACUUGCAGAGGCGCUUCAGAUUUAGGCAGGAGCUCAGGACUGUGGAAGAGAUCAUCCAUGUUGACGGUCACCGAACUCCAGUCUUGCACGUAGAUCUCCGGCGGCGGGGGGUAUACUGAUGUCCUCUGCGUACGUUUGCUGCUGACACUUGAUUUCUUGCGCGAUGUCCACUGAGCUUUGAGUUUCUGUCCUUUGACCCACGCGGGGCUGGCGCUCGCCUUGAGCAGACUCGGCCGUCGUAGGAAAUCUUGCUUGUCGCGUUGCCAGGGAUCUAGUGAAAGUGGGAAAGCGAUCUGCUGAAUUUUCUUUGUCACAAAUCAAGGUAGGAUGCGCGAACCCAGUACGUGUAUCGCUGCAGCUGGAGAUCCGAAUGUGCUCGGUUCUGGAGGACGCGGCGAGGUCGUAGGUAAUGCGAUAUUGUCGUGUCGGACCGGGCGACGCAAGGAUACAAGAGAAACAAGAUACGCCCAGAGGAUACCGAGAAAAUGAGCGAGAUAGACUGUGGGGGAUUUAGACAUGGGUGUAAGAACAGAGAG
This is a messenger RNA of Mycena citricolor, 3112 nucleotides long. Lineage: Eukaryota; Fungi; Basidiomycota; Agaricomycetes; Agaricales; Mycenaceae. The record is from the annotation of a GenBank genome assembly.